Molecule: messenger RNA, 1225 nt
Organism: Capra hircus (goat)
Lineage: Eukaryota; Metazoa; Chordata; Mammalia; Artiodactyla; Bovidae
Gene: TMEM69
Product: transmembrane protein 69
Exons: 3
Coding region: 184-939 (251 amino acids)
Source: RefSeq, a predicted model, not a curated record
AUUCUCACUUGCCGGAAGUCUUUUUUCCAGAGUUCCGAGCUCUUCUUGCAGUUCAGGUUUCUACCUCUGUGUGCGACGCUGGCAACAGCAUGCUUCUGAUUCAGACCCUCCACUUAACUGUAAAAAUACAUUAAUCAGAACUGUGUGGCAUCUUCCUAAGCAAGACUUUCAGUGGGACCCAGUAUGCUUCACUUCAUCCGGAAGUUUUCUCAAGCAUCCUCAAAGAUGCUGAAGUACACUUCCACAGUCAGACCAGGAGCCGGCAGGAGAAUAGAAACACUUUCUCACAAGACAUGUCUUCAGCAGAACUUUUCCCCUUUGUUUCCGAGACUUUGGCUUUUCUCAUCCUUUCCAGCAUGUGUGAGCAAGACACAGUAUUAUCAUACUUCCCUAUGCAGUUUUAAGAAGAAGCAAGAGCAAGCAGUACUUCCAGCCAGGCCACCACGAACAAUCAGUUUCCUGCCUGACAGCCCAAAGCCAGCAUUAUACAUAACUCUGGCAGGACUAAUCCCCUUCAUUGCUCCACCAGUGGUCAUGGUGAUGACAAAGACUUAUAUUCCCAUAUUAGCUUUUACUCAGAUGGCUUAUGGAGCCAGUUUUCUUUCUUUCUUGGGAGGGAUCAGAUGGGGUUUUGCUCUGCCAGAAGGUAGUCCAGCCAAACCAGACUUCCUCAAUUUAGCUAAUAGUGUAGCUCCUGUUGUGUUUUCAUGGUUUGCUUUCUUUAUUUCUGAAAGACUAAGUGAAGCUAUAGUCACAGUAAUAAUAGGUUUGGGGAUAGCGUUACACACUGAACUCUUUCUCUUGCCCCAUUAUCCCAAUUGGUUCAAAGCCCUGAGGAUAGUAGUCACUUUAGUGGCCUUUUUUUCAUUUGUAAUCACUUUACUAGUGAAAGAUUUUUAUCCAGAGAAAGGACCCAAGAGACUUGGGCAAGUAAAAUAAACAUAAAACUACUCUAUAGAUAAUGUUAGCAUGUUGGUUAGAAGCCUUGUGUUUUGCAGUCAUCUUUUUCUACCUCUCCUGUUUAGCUUUUUCCCAGGAAAGGUGAUAUUUUCUUUCCAAACUAUUUUUCAUUUGUAGAAAUCUUUAUCUUAUAGAAAUCACUGAGAAGCAGCUGGAAAACACUUAGGUAAAAUUCUCAUUUAGUCUUUUUAUGAGUUACAGUCAUCCACUUAAAAUUUUCAAUGUUUUGUUUUAAAAAAUGUAAAUAAAAAAUGAUGAAAAACAC